Messenger RNA from Leopardus geoffroyi (Geoffroy's cat), 2531 nucleotides. RefSeq names its product lactate dehydrogenase D (gene LDHD). Gene Ontology annotation, cellular component: mitochondrion. The transcript has 11 exons. Gene Ontology annotation, molecular function: D-lactate dehydrogenase (cytochrome) activity; D-lactate dehydrogenase (NAD+) activity; FAD binding. The record is from RefSeq and is a predicted model, not a curated record. The coding region runs from base 273 to 1550 and encodes 425 amino acids. Gene Ontology annotation, biological process: lactate catabolic process. Lineage: Eukaryota; Metazoa; Chordata; Mammalia; Carnivora; Felidae.
GGUGCCCUCUUUGGGGCUCCCGAAUGUAGACACAUCUGAAACAAUGCCCGGGGAGGUGAGGACGAUGUGGGGUUGGGGGCGCCUCAGUUGACAGGCUGUGGAGUUUUUCCUUCCCGUCCUUCCGCGUCCACUGGUGUGCCUGGGGCAGUUUUGGAGGAAGGGCAGACGGUGAGCUCAGCAAGGGCUUUGUGGAGGCUCUGAAGGCGGUUGUGGGGAGCUCCCAUGUGUCCACUGCUGUCGCCGUCCGCGAGCAGCAUGGUCACGACGAGUCCAUGCACAGGUGCCAACCUCCAGACGCCGUGGUGUGGCCCCAGAAUGUGGAGCAGGUCAGCCAGCUGGCCGCCCUGUGCUACAGCCAAGGAGUGCCCAUCAUCCCAUUUGGCACGGGCACUGGGCUUGAGGGUGGAGUCUGUGCGGUGCAGGGCGGUGUCUGCAUCAACCUGACCCACAUGGACAAAAUCCUGGAGCUGAAUCUGGAAGACUUCUCUGUGGUGGUGGAGCCAGGCGUCACCCACAAAGCUCUCAACAUCCGUCUGCGGGACAGCGGCCUCUGGUUUCCUGUGGACCCAGGUGCAGAUGCCUCUCUCUGUGGCAUGGUGGCCACUGGGGCCUCGGGCACCAAUGCCGUGCGCUAUGGCACCAUGCGGGAGAAUGUGCUGAACCUGGAGGUGGUGCUGCCUGGCGGUGAGCUGCUUCAUACCGCAGGCCUAGGCCGUCAUUUCCGGAAGAGCGCAGCUGGCUACAACCUCACAGGGCUCUUUGUGGGCUCUGAGGGGACACUAGGACUCAUCACAGCUGCCACUCUGCGUCUGCAUCCUGCCCCCGAGGCCACUGUGGUCGCCACCUGUGCAUUCCCCAGUGUCCAGGCAGCCGUGGACAGCACUGUUCACAUCCUCCAGGCUGCGGUGCCCGUGGCCCGCAUUGAGUUUCUGGAUGACGUCACGAUGGAUGCCUGCAACAAGCACAGCCAGCUGAACUGCUCCGUGGCGCCCACUCUCUUCCUCGAGUUCCAUGGUUCUGAGCAGGUCCUGGCCGAGCAGCUACAGCGAGCAGAGGAGAUCACCCAGGACAAUGGAGCCUUCCACUUCUCGUCGGCCAAGGAGGCUGAGGAGCGCAGCCGGCUCUGGGCAGCGCGGCACAGUGCCUGGUACGCAGUGCUGGCCCUGCGGCCGGGCUACAAGGGCUAUUCCACCGACGUGUGUGUGCCCAUCUCCCGGCUGCCAGAGAUCCUGGUGCAGACCAAGGAGGACCUGAAGGCCCAGGGACUCACAGGAGCCAUCCUUGGACACGUGGGUGAUGGCAAUUUCCACUGCCUCCUGCUGGUGGACCCAGAGGACCCCGAGGAGCUCCACAGGGUCAAGGCCUUUUCAGAACUGCUGGGCAGGCGGGCACUGGCACUCCAUGGGACAUGUACUGGGGAACAUGGCAUUGGGCUGGGCAAGCGCCAGCUGCUACAGGAGGAGGUAGGUGCCGUGGGCAUGGAGACCAUGCGGCGGCUGAAGGCCAUGCUGGAUCCCCGAGGCCUCAUGAACCCAGGCAAGGUGCUGUGAGGGCCUGAAAGCACUUGGCCCACAAGCCCCCAGACAGUGGAACCUCCUGUUCUGGAACCUUUCUUCUUGCCACAGAACAGUUCCGCCUCUGCCCAGACCUGCAGGGGGCUUGCCUGCCUUCCCCUUGGUCUGAGCCUCGCUGCUGCUGGGGGCCAGCUCCCUUAGCCUGACUCCACGUGCCUGGUGACAGGAACACUCCUUUCCUGGCGUGGGAAGGGAUCCCCCACUCUACGUUGAUAGGCUUCCCUGGGCCCCUAAAGCAAACCAGAGCCCAUUUGCAGCAGUCUGGAGAUGAGCAGGCAGCCCCUAUGCAUGGCCUCCUGUGCCCACCUCCCUCCCACCCCCGUCAGGUUCUCUGUCCUGUGGCCAGUGAUAUCCUCAGCCCUCAUUCUGGGCCUGUCCUUGGACUUACUGCAGCCUGGGGAGGGGAUGGUGCUUAGGCUACAGAAGGUUGCUUUCAAGGACCCAGGUCCCUGUCCCAACUGCUGUUUGUGAGAAGCUGAGAGCCCGAGGAUUUGCCCAUGGUCACCAUGAGCCUGGACCGGGCCCAAGAACAUUCUGAACAUGUUCUUCAAGCGGCUGUUGCCAAUCAAUGGAAAUGGAAGUGAAAUUAUUCUGCUUGUAUUAUACUUCUCUAUGGUGUGAUGUAUUACAUUACUAGCUUCCCCCCACCCCCAAAGUCAGAUCUGCCCACCCUGGGGAUCCCUGGUGAGACCACUCAGUCCGUGUACUUCAGUUGUUCCCAAGCCCACAAGAGGGCGCCCACCACCAUGGCAUCUGCUCUGGGCAGCGGCACCCAGGACUCCCCUGACCAGGGCCUACAGCUCUCUGCCCUGGGUACCCCUACUUCCCCAGGUUGAGGUGGGGGGAGGCUUGGUGUCCCAGAAGCCAAUCUCUAAAUCCCAUCCCAGGAGCCUAUCAUGUGGGCCCAUCUCCAUCACCCCCUUGGACUUGGCCUCUGAAUAAAGAUGAGCAAAGCAG